This is a messenger RNA of Zea mays, 806 nucleotides long. RefSeq lists its product as uncharacterized. The coding region runs from base 200 to 607 and encodes 135 amino acids. NCBI's taxonomy places the organism in Eukaryota, Viridiplantae, Streptophyta, Magnoliopsida, Poales, Poaceae. The transcript has a single exon. The record is from RefSeq and is marked validated.
GGGGCAUUUCUUGUAUCGCCUGCCUCCAGGCUCCAGCAUGCUCUCUUUCUGCUGAGCUCCCCGGACCCCGAUCGCGACUGCAUCAGAGUAGGGAUAAAGGAGAGAGAGAGCCAGUGAUUGCGCAGUGGGCACCAACGCAACGCACCGUUGCCUGUGAAGCAGCGCAGCGCGGAGCGGAAGGGUCCAGCGACCGCGACUGAUGGGGAGGAGCGGCGGCGAGACCGCGGGGAAGCGGCAGCAGUUCGGGAGCAUGGAGGAGUUCUGGGGCUUCUACCUGAGCCAGCACUCCAAGCCGGGCACGCGGCGGUGGCACUUCCUCGGCACGCUGGCCUCGCUCGCCUGCGCGGUGCUCGCGGCCGCCACUGGCCGCGCCGCGGUCCUCCUCGCGGGCCCCAUUCUCGGGUACGGCAUGGCGUGGUACAGCCACUUCUUCUUGGAGGGCAACCGCCCCGCCACGUUCGGUCACCCCGUGUGGUCCUUCCUCUGCGACCUCCGCAUGUUCCUGCUCAUCCUCACCGGCCGUAUCGACGCCGAGCUCGCACGCCUCCGCGUCCGGCCGACGGCCGAGUCCACCGACGCCGCGGCGGCCUCUGCGCACCAUGACUGAUCCGUAUCCUCCAUGCUCGUCUGUCUUGCUUGCCUACCCGGCUACCCGUAGCGAGUUUGAAGUGAAGGCCUAAAUCAAUCGAUCACCAGCAGGCAGUUCGUAGGUGUUUCUUGGUAAUAUCUGUAUCAACAACCAUUUCAACUUGUAUCUCUAAUCUCUAUAUAAUAAAUACCAUGUUCUUGCUCUAAUCUUUAUCACC